This is a messenger RNA of Phyllostomus hastatus (greater spear-nosed bat), 7353 nucleotides long. It is a transcript of the gene PKD1L2, whose product is annotated as polycystin 1 like 2. Gene Ontology annotation, cellular component: membrane. Gene Ontology annotation, biological process: detection of mechanical stimulus. Lineage: Eukaryota; Metazoa; Chordata; Mammalia; Chiroptera; Phyllostomidae. Gene Ontology annotation, molecular function: protein binding; carbohydrate binding; calcium channel activity. The record is from RefSeq and is a predicted model, not a curated record.
AUGAGCUCAGCAGGCCUGGGCCUCCUGGGGCUUGCUCUCAGGUUUAUGGCCGCUAUUGCUAAGCCAGAGGAGGGCAGCGUUUGCUCUAAGAGCCAAGUGGCUUUCAGAGACUCUUGCUAUGAAUUUGUGCCUUUGGGCCGCUCCUUCUGUGAUGCCCAGAACUGGUGUGAGAGGUGAGUAGGCCAUUUGGUCUUCAUCCGUGAUGAAGGCACCCAGCGGUUUCUACAAAAGCACAUCUCUCAAGACAGGGAAUGGUGGAUCGGGCUCACAGGGAACUCGGCUCCGAACGGAACCACAGAAGGGCCAGGGAUCUGGCUGGACACCUCCCACGUGAACUACAGCCACUGGCACGCAGCGCAGGCCUCCCCUGCUCCCCACACCUGCGGCUACAUCGGAAGAGGCCCUUCUUCCCGGUGGGCUGCCUCAGACGACUGCACACAGUCGUUCGCCUUCGUCUGCGAGUUCGGUGUUGGCGAGAGUCUGGCCUGUGAGGGCCUCAAUGCCAUCAUGCACUGUGGCUCAGGGGAGGUCAUCCAGAUCCAGGAUGCCUUCUACGGGCGCCGGACUCCCCAUUAUUGCUCCCAGGAGGCUGGGCACCCCUUGGACCUGGAGGAGGAAUGCAGCUGGCUCAGCGUCAAGGACGAGGUGGCAGGACAGUGCCAGGGGCUGCAGGCAUGCCAAGUGACGGCAAAUGGGACCUUCUUUGGAGAUCUGUGCCCCACCCAGGGCAGCUACCUGUGGGUGCAGUACGAGUGUCGAGAAGGCCUGCAGCUGACGGUGUCCAAUGACAGUUUCACCUUUCACAAUGUCACCAUCUCCCUGACGUGGCUCCUCUCUCCUUACACCGGAAAUCUGUCCUGUAUAGUUAGUACCGGGGAUGGCCACACAUUUGAUCCUUACUACCCUCAUAGUUUGUCCAGCAACUUGACUUACCAGUUCACAACACCUGGGAAAUUCACGAUGCUUGCUGAGUGCACAACUAGUGAGUGGCAUGUGACGGCUCAGAAGCAAGUGACAAUUCGAGACAAGAGGGAGACACUCAGUGUGACUGGGUGUUCUGGCCUGUCCAGGUCAGGAGCCAGCCCUCUCUGCCAGGCUGUCUUUGGGGACCCUAUGUGGAUUCAGGUGGAGUUUGAUGGAAAAACAGGGGUGACUUACACUGUGCUGUCAGAUAACACCACCCUGGCUGAGUCCACUGCACAGAGGGGCCUGCUCCCCUACAAUCUGACCCUAGACAGAGGAGCCCAGCAACGGAUGGGCUCAGGGGUGCACCACCUGGAGAUCCAAGCCACCAGCAACACCACCAUCUCUGCACCUUCCACACACGUCACAGUCUACUUCCUGGAGCCUCUGUCAGGGCUGAGGGCCUCCUGGGCUUCUGAUCGCUUGGAGCUUGGACAGGACCUACUGGUCAACGUCUCAGUGGCUCAUGGCAUCCCAGAAGAGUUGACCUUUGAGGUAACAGGACUCAAUGCGUCCUUUUCCCAUAAGGAAGAUAGCCUUGGACAGCCAUCUGGGAUUUACCAUGUGACAGUUCCUCUUGAAGGCACCUUUCGGGUCACCAUGCUGGUGAGGAAUGCCUUCUCAAACUUGAGUUUGGACAUUGGAAGCAUCACUGUUGCAGCUCGUUCUGGUCUCCAAGAACCAUCCGGAACAAGUGCUGAGGAAAAGAACAGGGAUAGAGGGGAUGUGGAGGUAUACGUGGAACCUGGUCAGUACGUGGAUCCUUUCACGACAGUGACUCUGGCCUGGACGGAUGGUGACGAGGAUUUACGCUUCCCGUGGUCAUGUGGCUGUUGCUGGGCUCAGUGGAGCGACUGUGUUGAGAGGAAGCUGCUCCACAAAGACCAGAGAGAGUUGGUGGUUCUGCCAUCCUGCCUGCCACCGCCUGGUUCUGCAGUCACCCUGUACCUGGCCGUCUGGAGGGGCCAGGAGCUGGAGAACCAGGAAGAGCAGUGCCUCUAUGUGUCCGCCCCCCUGGAACUCAGGCCUCAAGUCAACUGUGAGAGGAACUGUGGGCCAGUGAAUGCCAGCGAAGACGUUAUGCUGAGGGUCACCAUGGGUGACGAAGCCCCAGUGGCCACGUUCAGCUGGUAUUUAGAUGUCACCCCUCUAGAGAAGACCCAGCCCCUCCCAGCAGCCUGUAGACUCCGAGGGUUUCGGCCUCGGCCUCGUUCUUUAAUCCUCCUUCAGAGCAAUGCCUCCACACUGCUGCUGAACAGCUCCCUCCUGCAGGCCUGGGGCCAGGCUUUCCAAAUCAGAGUCACAGCAGUGACCAGGCAUGCCUACGGGGAGGACACCUAUGUUAUCAGCGCUCUGCCUCCCCCCGAGGUGCCCACCUGCACCAUUACCCUGGAGGAGGGCACCGUUCUAACAAGCUUCUCCAUCUUCUGCAAUGCCUCCGCUGCCCUCGGCCCCCUGGAGUACUGCUUCUGUCUGGAAUCAGGUUCCUGUCUACACUGUGGCCCUGAGCCUGCCCUCCCAUUAGUUUAUCUGCCACUUGGAAAAGAAAACAACGACUUUGUGCUGACAGUGGUCAUUUCUGUUUCCAAUCAUGCAGGGGACAGGCGGCACACCCGUGCAGCAGUUAAGGUGGGACUUGGAGACACUCGUGUUGAGGAUGGGGCAUUCCAGGCUGCAGUGUCAGAGAACAUUACUGCUGCUCUACAAGGGGAGCAGGGCCCAGAGCGGCUCUUCCAGCUGGCCAGGUCUGUGUCCUCCAUGCUGGACCAGGAGUGCCAGGGGCUGGGACCCAGACGGCUACAAAGAACGGGCGCCAGACAGAAGAUCAGAGAACUUGUGCUAGGGUCACUGUCUGCAGUCACUACCACCCUGGGGGACAUGCAGAGGGUGCAGGAGCUGGCCACGGUGCUGAGAGAGGUGACCCAUCACAGUGAGGAGCUCACGCCCUUGGCCCAGUGGGAGGCCAGCUGGUCUCUGCAGCAUGCCAGUGAGGCCCUGUUGGCAGUGAGUGCCAAGGCCCACCAUGAGGACCAGAGGCGCCAGGCAGCCACCAGGGACCUCUUUCAGGCUGUGGGCAGCAUGCUAGAAGCUUCCCUGAGGGACAGACUCGAAGAGCCUUCGGAGGCCAAUGGCAGCCAGGUGGCCACAGUGCCCCAGCUGCUCAGGGUUGUGGAGCAUGUACAGUCUGCCCUCCUGCUGGGGACACUGCCCAGGGGCCUUCCAGCCACACUGGCCACACCCUCCAUCUCUGUGUACACAAACAGAAUUCAGCCCCAGAGUUUGCAAGGCUCCUCUGUGCACGUUGCUGCUGCCGGCUCUGCGACCUUCACCCUGCCUGCUGCCUCCUCCCUUGGCUCCUUGGAGGAUGCUCGGGAGCCUGUGGACAUAAGGAUGACGAGUUUCCCAAAGAGCCCUUUCCCAGCCCGAAGGCACUUUGACGUCAGUGGAACUGUCGGCGGCCUCUCUCUGACCAGCCCUAGUGGACAGCUCAUGCCCAUGCAGAAUCUGUCGGAGAACGUUGAGAUCCUGCUGCCCCGGCUUCCAGAAGGAUGCAGCAAGCCAACUGUGUUGAAUCUGACCAGGCCUGAAGCUCUGUGGGUGAACCUGACUUCAGUGGGUGCAGCUUUGGGGAUCCAGCUGCACUGGAGACCUGAUAUCCCACUCACACUCAGCCUGGGCUAUGGCUACCGCCCAAACGAGACCAGCUACGAUGCCAAAGCUCACCUUCCACCAAUGGCUGCUCCAGAUGGGCUGUCCACAUGGAUCCUGAGCCCAGAGGACCUGCAUUUCAGAGAAGGUGUCUACUAUCUGACUGUGAUCCCCGAGUCUGACCUGGAGCUGACCCCUGGCAGAGACCUCACAGUUGGCAUCACCACCUUCCUUUCCCACUGUGUGUUUUGGGAUGAGGUCCAGAGGACUUGGGACAACUCUGGGUGCCAGGUGGGGCCACGGACCACCCUGUCCCAGACACACUGCCUCUGCAACCACCUGACCUUCUUUGGAAGCACAUUCUUGGUGAUGCCCAAUGCCAUAGAUGUCCGUCAGACCAGGGAGCUCUUUGCCACCUUCGAGGACAACCCCGUGGUCGUGACCACCGUGGGCUGUCUCUGCGUGGCCUCCGUGCUGGUGGUGAUCUGGGCAAGGAGGAAGGAUGCUCAGGAUCAGGCCAAGGUGAAAGUCACAGUGCUAGAAGACAAUGAUCCCUUUGCCCAGUACCACUACCUGGUGACAGUCUACACUGGACACCGCAGAGGGGCAGCUACUUCCUCAAAGGUGACUAUCACCCUAUAUGGUCUGGAUGGAGAGAGUGAGCCCCACCACCUGUCAGACUCUGAUAUCCCAGUUUUUGAACGUGGAGGAGUGGAUGUCUUCUUACUCUCCACCCUGUUCCCUCUGGGAGAACUGAGGAGCCUGCGGCUGUGGCAUGACAACUCAAGGGACCAGCCAUCCCGGUAUGUAAGCUGCGUGCUGGUGCAUGACCUAGUAAUGGACCAGAAGUGGUAUUCCCUCUGCAACUCAUGGCUAUCCAUCGAUGUUGGAGACUGCCUUGACAAAGUAUUUCCAGUGGCCACAGAGCAGGACAGGAAACAAUUCAGACACCUGUUUUUCAUGAAGACCUCCAUGGGCUUCCAGGACGGACACAUUUGGUAUUCUGUCUUCAGCUGCUCGGCCUGGAGCAACUUCACCCGCGUCCAGAGGGUGUCCUGCUGCUUCUCCCUGCUCCUUUGCACCAUGCUGACCAGCAUCAUGUUCUGGGGGGUCCCCAAGGACCCAGCUGAGCAAAAAAUGGACUUGGGUAAAAUUGAAUUCACUUGGCAGGAAGUGGUGAUUGGACUGGAGAGCUCUCUCCUCAUGUUCCCCAUCAACCUCCUGAUCGUUCAGGUCUUUUGAAACACCCGUCCUUGGGUCACUAAGAAGCAGAACACUGGGAAAUGGGACAGGGGGUCUCUCAGCCCAGCUCCCUCACCACAGCCCAUGGAGAAUGGCCUUCUGACACCUGAAGCAGUGACCAAAGAUAUGUGGAGACUUGUCAGAUCCCUGUUUAAAGCUCUAAAGGUGCCAUCCCCUGCCUUGGGCUGGGACUUGAUGGACAUCAACCAACUUCUGGCCUUGCUGGAAGAUGUCAUCUGUCUGCAGAAUGUGGCAGGGCAGACAUUCUGGGAAGAAGCCAAAGAGAGAGAGGACCCAUUAACAUUCACUCCGGGGUCAGUAGAAGUGAAAAAAAAAACGCAAUGCCUGACGCGUGAGGUGGGCCAAAGUGACCCUUGGAAGAACAGUGUGUACAGGCAGUGUCUCUACUUUCAACUGGAGCAUGUGGAACAAGAGCUGCGGCUGGUGGGUCCUGGGGGCUUCCCCCAUUGCCAGAGCCAGGCCCGGGCCCUCAGGCAGCUGCAGACCCUGAAGCGCUCCCUAAGGGGGAUCAAACCUGCAACUUGGUCCCCUUUCCAUUACAGCUCCCUGAGAGCAAGCAAGCCCCCUCGGGGCCUUCCCUGGUGGUGUGUCCUGGUGGGCUGGCUCCUGGUGGCAGCUACCAGCGGUGUGGCAGCCUUCUUCACCAUACUAUACGGCCUGCACUAUGGACGGACCAGCUCUCUCAAGUGGCUCAUCUCCAUGGCCAUCUCCUUUGUGGAGAGUGUGUUUGUCACCCAGCCUCUGAAGGUGCUGGGGUUUGCUGCUUUCUUUGCACUGGUCUUAAAGAGCAUGGAGGAUGAAGAGGAGUUUAUGGCCCCUCUCCUGGGACAUCUGUCCAGCCCAGACCCCUCUUCCUUGUUCUGAGAACGGAGAGACAGCAAAAAGGAUGUCUACCAGCCACCUCUGGCCACCAACAUUGAAAAGAUGAAAACCACUCACCUCAAGGAACAGAAAGCUUUUGCCCUAAUCAGAGAAAUCUCGGUGUACCUGGGCUUCCUGUGGAUGCUGCUGCUGGUGGCCUAUGGGCAGAGGGACCCCAGUGCCUACCACCUCAACAGACACCUCAAGCACAGCUUCACUCAAGGCUUUUCGGCUGUCCUGGGCUUCCAGGAGUUCUUUAUGUGGGCCAACACCACACUUGUGAGAAACCUGUACAGUUAUCACCCAGGCUUCAUCACUGAUGGGAACUCCAAACUGGUUGGCAGUGCCCAGAUUCGUCAAGUGAGAGUCCGAGAAAACUCUUGCCCUCUUGCCACAUGGUUGCAAACUUCUCUCGAUGGGUGCCACGCACCGUAUUCCCUAGAUGUUGAAGACUUGUCAGACUAUGGGGAAGGCUGGAAUACUAGAGCCAGUGCAGUGGCCCCAAAGCCCUGGGAGAAGUUUCAACAGGAAGCCCUGGCCUCCUCCCUGGAGCUAGGGCAGAAAUGCCCUAAAUGCUCUUCUUCCCACAGAAUUCUCCAGUAUCUCUUUGACAACACCUGGCUGGACCGCCUGACCAGAGCCGUGUUUGUGGAGUUUACUGUCUACAACGCCACCGUCAACCUGUUCUGCAUCAUCACUCUGACCCUAGAGACCAGUGCCCUGGGAACCUUUUUUGCACACUCGGACCUGCAGAGCCUGUGCCUGUAUCCCUUCGCUGACAGCUGGCACCCCUUUGUGGUGACGGCAGAGGUCAUCUACUUCCUGUUCCUCCUCUACUACAUGAUUGUGCAGGGCAAGCUCAUGAGAAAGCAGAAGUGGCACUAUUUCCACAGCAAAUGGAACCUUCUGGACCUGGCCAUCAUCCUGGCCAGCUGGAGUGCCCUGGUGGUGUUUGUGAAGAGGGCCAUCCUAGCGGAGUGAGACAUACAACGGUACUGGAAGCACGAGGAGGGGAUCAGUUUCAGUGAGACAGCAGCCGCCGAUGCUGCCCUUGGUUACAUCAUUGCCUUCUUGGUACUGCUCUCCACGGUGAAACUCUGGCAUCUGCUCAGGUUGAACCCCCAGAUGAACAUGAUCACGUCAGCUCUGCGCCGUGCCUGGGGGGACAUUUCGGGCUUUGCCAUCAUCAUCCUUAUCAUGCUCCUGGCUUACUCCAUUGCGUCAAACUUAAUAUUUGGUUGGAAACUCCGUUCCUACAAAACCCUCUUUGAUGCGGCAGAAACGAUGAUCAGCCUUCAGCUAGGAAUCUUCAACUACGAGGAGGUCCUGGACUAUAGCCCAGUGCUCGGCUCCCUUCUAAUUGGGUCCUGCAUUGUUUUCAUGACAUUUGUUGUGCUGAAUCUAUUUAUCUCUGUCAUCUUGGUGGCCUUUAGUGAAGAGCAAAAAUACUAUCAGCUGUCGGAGGAAGGAGAGAUUGUUGAUUUGCUGCUGGUGAAAAUACUCAGUUUCCUGGGCAUUAAAUGUAAAAGACAGGAGCCUGGAAGCUGCAGCGAGCAGCCUGAGUUGCUGUUAGAAGCCCAGCCCCCUCUAUCUGCACCAGCUGCGCUCCAGGUUUAA